Messenger RNA from Diachasmimorpha longicaudata, 3211 nucleotides. RefSeq lists its product as uncharacterized. Lineage: Eukaryota; Metazoa; Arthropoda; Insecta; Hymenoptera; Braconidae. The transcript is spliced from 6 exons. The record is from RefSeq and is a predicted model, not a curated record. The coding region runs from base 826 to 2883 and encodes 685 amino acids.
CGAUGCGAAUCCCUGGUCGAUAUCGGUAUCAAUCAAUUGACGCGUUCAUGGUCACCGGUUAUGGGAUAUUCACUUCUCUACUUUGGUUGUUAUGCCUAUUGUUUCAACUCAACAAAUUAACGGAUAUUUUUUAUCUCUUAAAUUGCAAGAAAAUUACACCAGACGUGGUUUUGCAAACAUGUGAAUGUCAUGGAAAAUCCACAAUUUCCGAAUUUUUCCUUUAUUUAUUAUCGUCAAUUCCCUCCCAUAUCGAUAAUUUAAUUCUCUUCCCAACAGUGUGUCUGAUCAUAGGCCAUUUGUCUUACUGAAACUACUUGCAAAUAGAUUCGAUCCUGUAAUUGCUGCCAUGAUAUAAAAUUUACAUGCCAAGCAAAUUGAAUUAGAGUAACUAAAACAAUUCUGCAAUGAAGAAGAAAAAAGUUAGCAGCAACAGGGCGAAAUAGGUCAUUUAGCUGCGUUAUUCACUACUUAUUUCCCCGGGUCAUCACUCCCGCCAGCUCUUCCUUCAUUUUCGGACAUUUGAAUAAUUCAAAAAGUUGAAGAACCAAGAUAUACAGUACGCCAACCAAGAAUGGAUUGACACACGAGUUUGACCGAAUUGUUUGCUUGUAUUAUACACUCUGAAGAAGCCCAAUAGUCGUAUCUGCGCAGGUGUAUCCACUGUUUUCAGUCACGCUAAGGAUUGCGCGCGAGUACUGCGGGAACUCAAGUGGCGUUGUCACUGAGGUUUGCCGUCGUGCACCAUCUGCGGACCCUUGAGGAGGUAUUUCCAUCACUCCCAGGCGCAUUGCUUGGACCUCAUAGCCGCUUGGACGGGAGGAUGCAAUGGGUGAGGGAAGGCAGGAACGUUCGUCGAAAAGACGAAGAUCGUUAUUCAGAAGUCCUCAGAAAUCCUGCUCAGAUUCCGAGGUAGCGCAGACAAGAUUCAAGGAGCGUAAAGCAAGAUCUAGGGAUCAGUUACCAUGGCCAAGUGUUUAUCAGUUAACCGUAGAUGAGCUUGCACGAUAUCGGCGUAGACGAGUCCAGAAUCGGCCAGAUACUCUGGGCACUGAACACUAUGAAGAUGCUCUCGAAAACCUGGUCACGGAGUACAGAAGGGCGUUCAGGACGACAAGUGAGGACUCUCUGGUGAAAAAAAAUAUCGGUGAUAGUGAAGUGGAUGCUGAGAUUUUAGCAAGAAUCAAGGCGGAUGGUGAACCUAUGGAGGCUGAAGAUGAUGCUUCGAUUAUACCCGGGGAUAUUUCUGGUCGACCAGCACUUAUCAGAAAAGGCACAAGUCUGAAAACUGGUGGUGAUUUUUAUGCUGCUACGGAGUACUCAAACUAUCGAACCUACGAGGGUGUGCAUCGUCCUGAAUUGGCACGGAGACCUACCUCACUUCGAAUGGAAGGUGACAUGCGAACUGUCACGGAACAGUGUGAGAAAUUCAUCGAGUGGUUCAACGUCAGUCGACCCGAGCUCGUUCGCGUGCCAACGCAUCUCAAGCUGGAGGGUCAACAGGAAACAUCCACGGAGAGUCAUGAGCAGUAUGUACCUUUCGUGGGUGCCAGACGACCCGAAAUCCUCAGACAGGGUACGCAUCUCAAGCUUGAAGGAGAAACUACUUUUUUGCCAGAGUAUACCGAUGUUUUUCGUCAACCGGCGCAUCAAGAAAAAAGAUCACCAAUGCUUCCAGAGACCCACCUGCAACCCGCAGGUAACUUUUCCCAAGCCACCGAGAGCACUCAACAAUUUGUGGACCCCCGGGGUACCGUCAUUUACCCCAACCUCCCAACCAGUGAUUCAGCCGAAGAACUGGAUCCGGAGAAUCAUCCCAAGAAGGACGAAGAUAUGAAUCUCCUUGUCUCCAAACUCUCUGAUCUCAAACACCCACCGAUGGAGACUCCGGAGUACAAAGAUGCUUAUCGUGAUUUCCCCAGAGAACGUCCUAAAUUACUGAAACCCGAAGAUGAGAUAGGUCGCGCCGACGGUUCCAAGAUCCACCCAUCAUCUGGUUCAGCUCGCUUCCGCACAAAAAUCGACCAAGAUCCAGAGUACAAAUCAAAAUAUCUUGACCAAGAUCGUCCAGUGUACAGAAAACCCCCGAUUUCCUUGCGCCCCCCAAUCGGUUCUUCCGGAUUCGAUAAACGUCUAGUUCCAGAUUUGCGUUCCCACACAUCCACGAGUGAAGUACGAGCGCAAUACGUACCCUAUGGGCAUGUUCCCAAGGUCGAGACCCUCCGAAUGCCACCGACACUUCGUCCCGAAGGCCCGAUGGCUCUCCAACCUGAAUAUCGAGAUGCUUAUUGCAGACGAGGAAAUCAGAUCAAUGAUUUACGACCCCAAGGAACAACACGCAGAUCUAGCAAUUGGUUGAAUAAUAACAACGGUGAGCAAUUCGGAUUGAUCAAUGCUGCACAUGAUCAGGAUGCUUUUCAGAUACUUCAAACCCGAGUCCACGAGGACAAUGUGGUUGGGAAGCCGCCAAUGGUGAGGAGAGGAUCACGCGCCUCCCAAGUUCAACGACCUUCUAUUCCUGAAGUUAAUCCCCAACUCCUAAGGCAUCGAUCGCCAAGUCCGACGUAUCGUCUUCAUGUUCAUAAUGUUGAUGAUGAACCCAGAGGGUUUGGUCGUCGGCGAAGGUCGUCCACCGUCCGUCAGACUGGAAAUAGCCCUUCGCCGGAUAGAGCUCCCUACGAUGACAAUCAACGAUCGUAUUCACCCAGUUUUGGACGAGAACGUCAGGACGAUGAGUCACAAGCAUUCGUUGUACUUGAUAAGGGUAAUGAUAGUAGACGAAAUCGUCUUGAUCGCAAUUCAAAUUUUGAUGGGUUGAGGGACGGUAGAAAAAGGACACCACCCAACUGGAUGCCUCCAUGGUAUGAUAACACGAGUACAAUUUGAGGUGAAUAAAUGUGAAAUCGAUUAUUACACUGCCGAGUAAUUCCACUGAUGUUUCAACUUUUUCAUUUCUUAUAAGAAAGUUUAUUACAUCGGGAAUUGGAUUGUACACGUUGCGUUCGAUGUAGAGACUUGUUAUACCCUUGAAGUCUUUCUGUUAAAGGUCAAUCAAUAGUAUAAUUUAGUCGUUAUGAAGAAACAAUAUCGUCAAUUUUUUACGUCAAAUAUCAACUGUUGAAUUGUUAUUUUUGUUUUCGAAUAUUAUGAAAUAGUUUAACAGAAUAUUGAUGCAUAGCGUUGAGUUUGUUUAAUAAAUUAUGGUCCAAAUCGA